AUGUCGCAACUUAAGAUCGCUUCGGUUCAGUUCGAGAACUGGUCCGGAAGCAAGGAUAAAAACCUAGCCAUCAUCCACCGAAUGGCAAGCGAUGCGGCAAAUCGCGGAUGCAAAGUUGUUGCAUUUCAUGAAUGCUCGGUUACCGGCUAUACCUUCGCUAGCCGCCUCUCCAAAGAAGAACUCCUUGAUCUUGCCGAAGAGGUCCCUACUGGUCCAAGCACUGGCUCUCUGGUUCAAAUAGCCCGUGACCUCGGUAUUGCUAUCCUGGCUGGCCUCUUCGAGAAAGAUGAAAAUGGCCGCAUUUACAAUACUUACAUCUGCGUCGACAGCACCAGAGGCUUUGUGGCAAAGUUUCGCAAGCUUCACCCCUUCAUCAGCCCUUAUCUGAGUGCGGGCAAUGAAUAUGUGGUUUUUGACCUUCUUGGUUGGAAAUGUGGUAUUCUGAUAUGCUACGAUAACAACGUUGUCGAAAACGUUCGGGCUACAGCUCUUCUCGGCGCAGAGAUCAUUUUCAUGCCGCAUGUAACGAUGUGCACUCCGUCAACUCGCCCAGGCGCCGGCUUUGUUGAUCCGUUGCUUUGGACUAAUCGAGAUCAAGACCCGACUUCUCUGCGGGCAGAGUUCAACGGUCUGAAAGGCAGGCAGUGGCUGAUGAAAUGGCUACCAGCAAGAGCCUAUGACAAUGCAGUCUACGUCGUGUUCUCAAAUCCUAUUGGUAUGGAUGAUGAUCAGUUGAAGAACGGGUGCUCCAUGAUUCUUGAUCCAUUCGGGGAUAUCUUGAGUGAGUGCUCUGUGCUGGGAGAGGACAUGGCUGUUGCGACUUGCAGCAAAGACAAGCUUCAAUUGGCAGGCGGGUUCCGGUAUAGACAAGCCAGAAGACCCGAGCUAUACCGAAAUAUCAUUGCUUCAGAUCACAACUCUUCUCUGAAUGUUUCCUGGUUGGGCAAGUAG
Fusarium proliferatum ET1 is the source of this 951-nucleotide messenger RNA. RefSeq lists its product as uncharacterized. The record is from RefSeq and is a predicted model, not a curated record. Gene Ontology annotation, molecular function: hydrolase activity, acting on carbon-nitrogen (but not peptide) bonds, in linear amides. Bases 1 to 951 code for a protein of 316 amino acids. NCBI's taxonomy places the organism in Eukaryota, Fungi, Ascomycota, Sordariomycetes, Hypocreales, Nectriaceae. The transcript has a single exon.